UUCAGUUAAAAUGGAAGCUCGAGUCCUGACAGCUUUCUGCACAUUCCUCCUCUGUUCUUUUGGAGUCGUUUUCCCGUCCCAGGGGCACAGAUAUCUCUCAAGCCUUGAGACCAGUUUAGCAUUGAAAAAUCUCUCAUUUAAUCAUCGCAGCAGAUACCCUCUGUACAUGAUGCAGCUGUACCGCUCCUUCAGGACUGCUCAUUCCUCUUCUUCGGUAGCUGUCAACACCAUUACAAUGCCAGGUGACAACCCGUCAGCACACAGUUCUGACUCCGUCCUAAGUCUGAUGGCCAGAGAUUGCCAUCAAGAGGGUGAAAGAUGGACAGUCACGUUUGACAUGUCAUCCAUCUCUGCUAGUGAGCUUGUCCAGCAGGCAGAACUUCGGAUCAGACUACCUGCUUUCUCUGGCUCUAAGCGUGCCACUGUGGAUUUAUAUCACUCCAGAAAGCAGAGCUGUGAGCCGGGCAGCACAUCAUGCCAAGAUGAACAUCUUUUCCUGGGGAGCUUUGGCACAUCAGCCAGCAGCACAAAGUCUGCCUGGAAGGUUUUUAAUGUGACCGCUCUGUUAAAAUACUGGCUGUACCAGGGAGAUGGAGUGUCGAGCCAAGAGGCCUCUGGAGAACCGGGCACGGACCAUGGGAGCGGUGCUGGGGAUGAAGGGGAGAUCUCUGACAAGUCCCUCUUCAAGAAUUUGGGAUUGAUGCAAAGAAAAAUACACCAUCCAACCAUGGACCGGGUUAUAAUGGUCAUCUUCUCAAAACACAACCUGCCCCAGGAAGGCCACACAGCACACAGUCUCAUUCACACUGUGGAGAACUCCAAGUAUGUGACGACGGACAGAGUCAGCACUCAAAGUCGACGCCACAAAAGGAACAGAAUGGAGAGGAUGAGGAUUGCUGCAGGAGCUUCACCUACUCCAGCAGCAGCAGCAGCAGCAGCAGCAGCAGCAGCAGCAGCAGCAGCAGCGGAGCCAGCCGUAGGGCCGCUGUGUCGUAGACUCGACAUGUGGGUGGACUUCGAACACAUCGGCUGGGACGAGUGGAUUGUUCACCCCAAGCGCUUCAAUGCAUUUCGCUGUGAGGGAGAGUGUCCAACACCACUGGAUGAGUCCUUCAACCCUACCAACCAUGCGUACAUGCAGAGCCUCUUGCAACAUCACAAUCCAAAAAGAGUGUCUUGCCCGUCGUGUGUGCCGACGCGCCUCAGCCCGCUCUCCAUGCUGUACUACGAGAACGAUGAUUUGGCCCUGCGGCAUCACGAGGACAUGAUUGUUGAAGAGUGUGGAUGUCACUGAAGGGCCAGCAUAUCACUGGUUUCACUGCAGUGUUGAUAAUCUUGAGUGCAACUGCAUCUUUACGGUCUUCAUGUAAACUUUAAUGUUCAAAUACUAAAGUCAUGAAGUCAUAAAGUCAUGGCCUGGAAAAAUGGCAGGAUAUGACUGUUAAGUUUGAAUAUAUUUCAUCCACACUGGGUG
Molecule: messenger RNA, 1474 nt
Organism: Cottoperca gobio
Lineage: Eukaryota; Metazoa; Chordata; Actinopteri; Perciformes; Bovichtidae
Gene: spaw
Product: southpaw
Cellular component (GO): extracellular region
Molecular function (GO): growth factor activity; cytokine activity
Source: RefSeq, a predicted model, not a curated record